This is a messenger RNA of Diospyros lotus (date-plum), 1298 nucleotides long. RefSeq lists its product as uncharacterized. The transcript is spliced from 8 exons. NCBI's taxonomy places the organism in Eukaryota, Viridiplantae, Streptophyta, Magnoliopsida, Ericales, Ebenaceae. Gene Ontology annotation, biological process: protein ubiquitination. The record is from RefSeq and is a predicted model, not a curated record. Gene Ontology annotation, molecular function: zinc ion binding; ubiquitin-protein transferase activity. The coding region runs from base 176 to 1027 and encodes 283 amino acids. Gene Ontology annotation, cellular component: membrane.
CAAAAACAAUGCAUAAAUAAAACAGAAACGCGUAAUUGAGAGAGAGAGAGAGAGAGAGAGAGAGGGAGAAAGCUCUCUUUUUUAUUCGGUCGGCCACCAAACAGGCGAUCUCAAUUCCAUCUCCUUCGGUCUUCGUCUUCUUCGAGGUGCUUCUUGAUCAGGGGGCUCGUUAGAGAUGAAUGGUCAGCACUUGAUUCUGGAUGUGGACCGCCUGGUGAAGCCAGCGGUGGAGGAGGAGGCCGAGGGUGGUCAGCCGGAGGUGGCCGGACCAUCGUCCUCCGCCGGGGCGAAGCACGAGAAGGCGGUGCCGGUGGAGGAAGAGGGAGAUGAAGAGGAGCCGCUCAUAAAGGUGGCUGAAUGCCGCAUUUGCCAGGAGGAGGAUUCAAUCGAGAAUUUGGAGACCCCUUGUGCUUGCAGUGGUAGUCUCAAGUAUGCUCACAGAAAGUGUGUUCAACACUGGUGCAAUGAGAAGGGAGACAUAACUUGUGAGAUAUGCCACAAGCCUUAUCAACAUGGUUAUACAGCCCCCCCUCGUCCACCUCCACCUGCAGAAACUGCUAUUGACAUUGGUGGUGGAUGGACAAUACAUGGCACGCCUCUGGAUUUGAAUGAUCCGCGACUUUUGGCAAUAGCUGAUGCGGAGCGUCACUUCUUGGAGGCCGAGUAUGAUGACUAUGCUGUUAACAACGCCAGUGGGUCCGCAUUCUGCCGCUCAAUUACCCUAAUUAUAAUUGCUCUUCUUCUCUUGAGACAUGCAAUUGGCAUGAUAGACCCUGAUGGAGACGAAGAUGAAGAUGCAUCUGGCUUCUUUUAUCUUUUCCUACUGCGGGCUGCUGGAUUUCUUUUGCCAUGCUACAUCAUGGCCUGGGCUUUCAGUAUCUUGCACCGUCUAAGACAAAGACAGGAGGCAGCAGCAAUGGCAGCAACGCAAGUCGCAUUUGUGCUACACUCGGGACAGGCCAACGGACUACAUUUCACCAUAGCAUCAGCCCCCACUACUGUGACUGGCCCCGAGGAAGCUGUUUGAUAUAUGGAGAAUCCACGAGACUCACUCACAGAUGUUGCCCUUUUUUUUUUAUCAAAUCUCCCUCAAUUCGUUUUUUUGUAAAUCAUGUUUAUAUUUACAUAUGUGUGUGUGUGUGUGUGUGUGCAUACAAAUGUUGCUUCUCAAGCAUGAAAUGGUAGCCGAAUCUCUGCUUGACAAUGAGGAUAUUUUGUGUGGCUGAAGUGAGAUCUGCUCUCUCUACUGGGGCUUGCUUAUUUUUAUAUGAAUGUCACGAAAGAAUACCUUAAGAACC